Homalodisca vitripennis (glassy-winged sharpshooter) is the source of this 474-nucleotide messenger RNA. RefSeq lists its product as uncharacterized. NCBI's taxonomy places the organism in Eukaryota, Metazoa, Arthropoda, Insecta, Hemiptera, Cicadellidae. The record is from RefSeq and is a predicted model, not a curated record. The transcript is spliced from 3 exons. Bases 1 to 474 code for a protein of 157 amino acids.
AUGCCAUCAAGAUCAACUAUUCAAGUUUCAGCAAAAGUAGUGUCAGCCUCAGAAGAAGUAUGUUUUGAGGACGUUUUUGAAGGACCGCUUUUGAAAAACUUGAUAAUUGACCAUUUGAAGAACCUCAAGGAGGAGUUCAGCAGGUACUUUCCUAACUUGUCCGAGGAGUUGUACAAACUAUCAACUGACCCGUUCAACAUGGACAUACAGUUGCUGCCAGAAGAGUUGCAAGAGGAGGGAAUAGAAAUAAAAAUGACUCUGCAGCAAGAUACGAUUUUGACAAAAUGGGACAAGCCCUCAUUUUGGUUAAAUUGGAGGGUCGGCCGCAUCGAGCGCUGGGGUCGAGCCGGCGGUGGGCAGUACGUCUGUGACACCCGCCACGGCGCGUUCCUUUCCCGCCACUUCGCGCCAGUUUCCCGCGCAAACUUCUCGUCGCACCCCGCCACCCUGUCUGGACGCGACAUAUGUCAGUGA